AUGUACACGGCCAAUACGAUGGCUACAGCAAUUGAGACCUUGGGUCUGAGUCUACCGUUCUCAUCGAGCUUCCCAGCUGAUUCGAUGGAAAAGAAACACGAGUGUCUGAGUGCUGGUCAAGCCAUGAAAGUGCUGUUGGAAAAAGAUAUUAAACCGCUGGAUAUUUUGAGCCGCAGGGCCUUUGAAAAUGCGAUUACAGUGACCAUGGCCUUAGGUGGUUCGACAAACGCGGUGCUGCACUUGAUUGCAAUUGCUCGGGCGGCCAAGAUUCCGCUGACGAUUGACGAUUUUGAAGACAUUAGUGAACGCGUGCCGUUUUUAGCUGAUUUGAAACCUAGCGGCAAGUAUGUCAUGGAGGACAUUCAUCGUGUUGGCGGUACGCCUGCUGUACUAAAGUACCUGAUGAAGCAGGGGUUGAUCGAUGGUGAUUGUUUGACUGUGACGGGCAAAACGUUGGGCGAAAAUCUCGCCGAAGUGGCGGAUCUUUCAGAUAACCACAAGAUUAUCCACCCUGUCGAUCGUCCGCUGAAGUCUAGUGGCCACCUGCGUAUUUUGCGCGGUGACCUGGCACCGGAGGGUUCGGUGGCUAAGAUUACCGGCAAGGAGGGCCUUGUUUUUACAGGCACAGCGAAGGUGUAUGACUGCGAAGAGGACAUGAUGGUUGGCUUGGAGAAUAAAGAGAUCACGAAAGGCAGCGUCGUUAUCAUUCGAUACGAAGGUCCGAAGGGAGGACCUGGCAUGCCUGAGAUGCUCGCGCCUACCUCGGCAAUCAUGGGUGCUGGUCUGGGCAAGGAUGUUGCCAUGCUUACGGACGGCCGCUUCUCAGGCGGCUCACACGGUUUUAUCAUUGGCCACAUUACCCCUGAGGCCCAGGUUGGUGGCCCGAUUGCGCUCGUGAAGAACGGCGACAAGAUCAUGGUCGACGCUGAGAAGAACCGCAUCGAUUUCAUUGACGUGUCCGCUGAAGUGCUAGCACAGCGCAAGAAGAAAUGGGUAGCUCCUCCGCUUAAAGCCACUCGUGGUACGCUGUACAAGUUUAUCAAGAAUGUAAAGUCUGCUUCGGAAGGCUGUGUUACGGAUGAAUAA
Messenger RNA from Peronospora matthiolae, 1086 nucleotides. The record is from the annotation of a GenBank genome assembly. NCBI's taxonomy places the organism in Eukaryota, Oomycota, Peronosporomycetes, Peronosporales, Peronosporaceae.